Molecule: messenger RNA, 1162 nt
Organism: Aspergillus piperis CBS 112811
Lineage: Eukaryota; Fungi; Ascomycota; Eurotiomycetes; Eurotiales; Aspergillaceae
Exons: 1
Cellular component (GO): cytoplasm
Molecular function (GO): flavin adenine dinucleotide binding; electron-transferring-flavoprotein dehydrogenase activity
Source: RefSeq, a predicted model, not a curated record
UUUAUUUACAUCCCACCACACCAACUACCUAAGAACUGGUAUACCACCACAAUGACCUCCCAACCUGACACAAUAACAAUCCCCAUCAUCGGCGCCUCCAUCGCCGGCCUCACCACCGCCCACUCCCUCCUCUCGCACUUCACCACAACCAACAAUACUACUACCAACAAGGGCAAGGGCACAAAAAUCAAAAUCCUCCUCAUCAACCCUCACCCAUCCUUCUACUGGGCCAUCGCGGCCCCACGCAUCCUCACCAAACCACCUGCGUUCACAGAGUCACAAUACCUCAUCCCGAUCGCCGAUGGGUUUGCAAAAUACUCUCCGGAUGUCUUCGAAUUCAUCCUAGGACGGGCGACAUCGCUCGAUUUUGACAAAAAGUUACUAAAUGUUGAGGAAGUCACUACUGACACUGAGAGUACUAAAAAGACAACAAUGAGAGAAAUCAAAUACGAUUAUUUGGUUAUCGCGUCGGGGAGUACACCCUCUGCUUCUUCUACGGAACCAUUAUUCCCCGGUGAGGAUGGUAAAAAUGGCGAGAUAUAUCCCUUCAAACUAUCCCCCACAUCCAGCACCACCAUCACGGAGGCGAUCAAAUCUGCCCAGACCGCCAUCUCCACCGCAAAAAGAAUCACAGUCAUUGGUGCUGGCCCUAUUGGGGUAGAAAUCGCGGGUGAACUAGGUGAUCUCAUCACCCCCUCUUCUUCUUCUUCUUCCUCCGAAGGAGAAGACAAAAAAGAAAUAACCCUCAUCUCCUCCACCCCACGCAUUCUCCCUACCCUGAAACCCUCUGCCAGCGAAACAGCCACAUCCCUCCUCACUAAUAAAGGCGUGCGAGUCCUCACAGAUCGGAAGGUCAUUUCUGUCUCUUCUAAAGAAGAAGAAGAAGGGGGUUAUGAACUCAAACUUAACAACGGGGACACUCUCAAGACGGAUAUCUACAUCCCAACUAUCGGAGUCCUGCCGAAUAGUUCUUAUAUACCCCGGGAAGUGCUCGAUGAGCGUGGUUGGGUGAGGGUCGAUUCGGAAUUGAAAGUGUCCGGCGUCGAGGGGGUGUAUGCGGCGGGAGAUAUUACCACUCAUACGCAAAAGUUGUCCUUUAAGGCGGAUGAGAUGGCUGGAGUGGUGGUGGGGAAUUUGGUGGAUGAUAUUGGUAAUAUUCAUG